Molecule: messenger RNA, 1125 nt
Organism: Guillardia theta CCMP2712
Lineage: Eukaryota; Cryptophyceae; Pyrenomonadales; Geminigeraceae
Exons: 5
Coding region: 1-1125 (374 amino acids)
Cellular component (GO): ribonucleoprotein complex
Molecular function (GO): RNA binding
Source: RefSeq, a predicted model, not a curated record
AUGGAACGAGGCGACGAGCUCUCAACGCUGGGCCCAAUGCUUCCUCCCAAUGCUGCUGUUUCACAGAUGUCUCCCUCCUGGGCAUCGCUGGAUUGGAGUACGAGAGGGAACGGGCGCAAUGGAAACUGGUCGGCCACACCCCCAAUAGAGCAAACAUCGCUUGCACCAAUAGCUGGAGCAGGCAACACUUGGUCGGGUCUUGUGAACGAUUUGGAGCUUGAGGAUCAUGUUGAAGCUCCUCUCUCGGAGUCCAGGAUCCUGUCUUUCGUUCUGCCCACGUGCUCACCGGAGGACAACCAAAGGGAUGUAAAUACCAGUGUCGCUGAACAGAUUCUUUCUCCUUUGAUACAGGGUGCUUCUUCAGGCCUUACGGUGCCAGGGAUUGUUGGGUCGAUGCCCUCGGCUCCCUUGAGAAACGACUUCCCAAACCAUCGGAUGGACAAGGUGCUGGGAGGGUUGGAGGCAAAAGGUCUUCAGUCAAGUCCAAAGAUUGUUUCGUCCGCAGCUCCGAUCAACUCAGAGACAAGGGGUUCGUCAUGGACAGACUCAUUCUCGGACUCACUAAAUUUGGGGGAGAACAAUCCAGAACUGCAGCAAUCUUUGUCUUCAGGUUCUAACAACAAAGUCACCGGGGGGAAGCCACCUAUUGUGGCAACAAGCAAUGGAGUGCAACAAAGCACUUCAGAAUCGCAGCAAGAGGCUUCGAUCGGACCCUCUGCUGUCUCGGGGAACAAGUCGGAGCAGUCAUUAAAGAAACAAGGCGAAACUGCCAAACGCUCUGAAACCAGGGGCUGGGAAACUCAGUCGAAAGCUUUGGCUGCUUCACGUUCAUCCGGGGUGGAUGGCAAAUAUCCUGCAACAGUCAAACUCAGAGGGCUUCCUUUUGGGGCAACAUCGCUUGAUGUCAUGGGGUUCUUAAAGGGGUACAAUGCAGUCGAGUCUUCCAUACGAUUUGGCAACAAUCAGGAUGGGCGCCCAUCUGGGGAAGCUUGGGUUUCUUUCAAUCGAUUGGAGGAGGCGAAGAGAGUGGUGCGCGAGAAAGAUAGACAUCACCUGGGCAAUCGAUAUGUUGAGCUUUUCUUGCUUAACGAGGGGGGGGGGGUGACCACGCGGACUCAUCGGUGA